GACAGUUCCCAUACUUGUUCUGGAUUUGGGAAGGAUAACCACCCUCAUGCAGGAGAGCGUGACGACAGCGCCAGGGACGGUGCUUGAGCAGGCGUACAAGCCGAUCCGAAUUACUCCUCCAGAUCCCGCGGAUCUCGAGCUGAGUGCAAAGCUGGAAGCGUUCAUGGCGAGCCACUUUCCAACGGAAACAGAGAAGAACAUCCAGCGACGCACGAUGAUCCUGGCCGAGUUACGGCGCAUCUUCCGUGCAUGGGUGAAGGACGUGUGUCUUCAACGCGGUGUGUUGGAAGAGAUUGCGAACGAAGCCGGGGGCAUUGUGCUCGUGUCUGGGUCGUAUCGGUUGGGGGUGAACGAGCCUGGGGCCGAUAUCGACACGAACUGCGUCGCCCCAAAGUUUGUCACGCGGGAGGACUUUUUUUCGUCUUUGAAGGAUAUUCUCCUCAAGAAUCCGAAAGUGACCAACUUGGUGGCGAUAGAAGGCGCGACGGUGCCGAUUCUCACCUUCGACUACGAAGACAUCAACAUCGAUCUCCAGAUUGCAAUUCUAGACCGCAGCUCCAUUCCCGACAAUAUCAACAUUUUGGACGACAACAUUCUCAGUGGCGUGGACUCUGCGACAGAGAAGAGUCUGAACGGGCCACGGGUCACGGAACUCAUGAUUCGGCUCACUCCGAACCGCAGUAGUUUCAUCGCGGUGCUGCGCAUUGUGCGACGAUGGGCCAAGCGACGAGGAUUGUAUUCAAAUAAAUUGGGGUAUCUCGGAGGUGUGAAUUGGUGUAUCUUGGUCUGCUUCAUCAACCAACUGUACCCCACGGCGGCGCCAUCGACGCUCCUCCUUCGUUUCUUCAUGGUGCUGUCGCAGUGGAAGUGGCCGUCUGCGAUCCAGCUAUGCAAGACGUACGACGCCAAGCUCGGUCUCGAAAUCUGGAACGCCAACGUCGGCGGUAACCGCUUCCAAGUCAUGCCGAUCCUGACGCCGGCAUACCCGAGCAUGAACUCGUCGUACAACGUGUCGGUGCAUUCACUGAGCGUGAUGAAGGAAGAAUUCUCGCGAGGGCUUGAGACCGUCAAGGCGAUUAUUGCAAGUGGGGGCACAGACUGGGCGCCUCUCUUUGCGCCGUCCGAGUACUUCGUCGACCACCAAUACUACUUGGCGGUCGAAAUGUACGUGGCGGAUCCGAAUGACCAAGGCGCGUGGUGCGGGUUUGCCGAAAGUCGACUGCGCAAAUUUAUCGAGACCCUGGCGUACCACAACCCGCAGUUGUGUCGUCUGCGAGUGUACCCGAAGAAGUUUCCGCUUUUCUUCGUCAACGAGUCGAUUCCGCUGGAUCAAGACAAGAAGCAUGGGUGCACGUACUUUGUCGCGUUUGACGUGGACAAGACCAAGCUCCGCGGGAAGGAGGUACGGCUGGAUAGCGCUGUCGACGAUUUCAAAGUCAACAGUUUGUACCGAUGGCCCAAGCGAGUGGAGGGCAUGGACAUCCGCAUCACUCCGCUCGGGUGGAAGAGUUUGCCCGAGUCUGUCUUUGAAGAGAUGGGCGGGCUCAAAGUCGCAAAGGACCUGCGGCAAAAGUAUCUCAAACGCAAGAAGGACGAACAGGCCAAACUUGAUGCCGAAGCCGCUAUAGCGGCCACAGUGGCCGUGCCACAGCAACCGCCAUCGUCGUCUUCCACCAGCGACAAGGACGGCAGUCUUUUGUCCCAAGAAAGCGAGUCCCAACCCACAGAAGACCCACCUACCAAACCUGACAAGAGCCCAAUUUCUGCCAAGAUCGUGCUGGCCACGGACGACCCGACGCCAGUGUCGACCCCUGCUCCGUCACCGCUUCUCGUCGCGGCAUCGCCGAGUGUGGACAAACGCCCACGAGAGGAUCCCCCCUUGAUGUCACUGGCACCGCCAGAGGCGACGAUGUCGGAGGUUGCCAAGGACUCUCCCCCAAAGCGCCGCAAAAUGAAAAUAUCAUUUGGUGCCAUGUGAGACCUUGGACAAAUGGACACACAGAGCGCGUCGAAAAAUCCCCACAAAAACAUGAUUCACUAGUUUAUAGGUACACCACGAGCCGCCGACGAAACCCAAAAACAAAACACACGAGGGCAAGAACGGGACGCGAACAGAUUACUUUUUGCAGCGAAAUAUGAACAGCUCGAUAUGGCCUCAAUCCACUCGUUUACGUAA
Aphanomyces invadans is the source of this 2176-nucleotide messenger RNA. RefSeq lists its product as hypothetical. Lineage: Eukaryota; Oomycota; Saprolegniomycetes; Saprolegniales; Verrucalvaceae. Gene Ontology annotation, cellular component: nucleus. The record is from RefSeq and is a predicted model, not a curated record. Gene Ontology annotation, molecular function: RNA binding; poly(A) RNA polymerase activity. Bases 47 to 1978 code for a protein of 643 amino acids. The transcript has 2 exons.